GGAUGGUGAGUCUGGGCCAGGGUUAGGAUUGUUUAUCAUAGGACUUUAUGUGUUUUUGCUUUCAGAAAGUGCUAGCAGAUGAUUUUGGACAAGUGUUUUUUUCUACACGAAAACAGCCAUCAUUGUUCGCCCCUUGUAGGUCAAGUGACACACAUAGGCAGGUCCAAUUGAGUUUGAGUACACCUUUGUAAAGAAGGGCAAAGUGCGUUGCAAAAAUGGAAAUGAAAAUAAAUCCCAAACAAAUCAAGGAAAUGACUUUGUAGUUACCGGACACUGUUUGUCAGCGAUACCUGUAUAAUUGCUCAGUAUCUUUUAGUAUGGAGAUCACAGAGGCACUCAAAACUACAGUGUAAUAAUGAUGAAGUAUGGAGCUGGGUUUAUGUUCUCUUUAUCACUGUCUUCACUCAGUGUAGAAUGAUUUUGUGUGUAAUACAGGCUAAUAAUUCCCCCCCCGACCCACUUAACUCUACCGUGUCCUGCGUUCCCACAGGUGCUUGUAAACACACAGCUGAGCCCAGUUUUCCAGGACAAUACUUACACAGCUUUCAAGGCUUUAUCUAACCCUGUAAUAGUCCUCAAUUUAAAAAGAGUUUAGUUUCUUAUUGCAUUUAUUUGAAGUUCAGCUUUGUUCAAGUUUGCUUUCAGUCAGUUUGUUGUGUUGAGACUCAAACCUAGUGUCAGUACCAAGACGUUGAAUCGAGCAAAAUGAAAGCUAUUCUCACAAGAAUUUAUGAUCAAUUGAUAGAGAAACACGAAUAUGUAUUAGAGCGUUUUACAUCUACUGUUUCAAUUUCAAACAAAAAAUACCACGAGUCAAGAGGCGUUUCUUCACGUUUCUGCCAACUUAAGCAAAGAUCUAACUUAGUAUGAGGUGAAGUCAAGAUUCACUGUCACGAACCAAAAGGUAAAAUUUCAACCGGUUAGUCUUGUUGCAGGAUUCGUUUCAGUUUGGUUUUGGUUAACAACCAUUCGGGGAGCUGACUGUGUUUGAAGGACUGGAAAAUGGCAUCAAUAGCCACCCAGACGACAGAACUUGACGGUCAUCGUGCUGUGUUAAAAGAUAAAUUCAGUUUCGUGAUAAUACAUUUCUCCUGUAAUUGAAUCCUAUUCUUUUAAAGAGCGUACAAAAUGGCUGCCUGGCUGGAAACACCAUACUUGGAAGAGUGACAUGGACAACAAAAAUGGCAACUGAUCAAAAAUGUCAGCCGCCAUUUUGAGGAACUUCAAGGGACCUUUUGUUAAUAGCAUCAAAACAACACUGACUCACCUGUCAUCCUAGAUAUGAAACAUGAUGGUGUCACACUUAGUUCAUACUGAAACGCUGAUUUGGCCUUAUUUUUGUCAAUUAUUGGCGUGGUUGGCGUCUCAACAUCACUUGAAAACUACCACGAGGUAUUGCAAAUGGAAGGUAUCCAUGGCCAGAAGGGCAACUCUCAUGAGGAGUAAUUGUCACAGAGGGACGCACCCAACCCCUAUUGUUCUCUUAUAGACUAAUAAUGCGUCACAUCUUUUCAGCACAGACGUAAAAGUGGACAAUGCCACUAUUUAUAAAGGCUGGGAAUCCAGGCCAAACACAAACAAAACAAUCCUACUUGUUGGUACGCAACACAUCACCCGAGUCUGCUAAUCCGUGUCAGUUCAUAGAAGAUUGUCUCGCCUGUGGGAAUGAUGACCUUUUAGGUUACAUUGGCUCAGUUCCACCGACCAUUGAGUGUGGUACCAGGUCCAGGUCGAUGGUCAAGCUUGAGAACCUCACCAGAUUCCUAGUGGUUAUAAUGAGUAACAAUAUAAAUCAUUGUCUAUUUUUUUUUUUGUUUCUACAACUUCAAACCAUUCACACAUAAUAAACAUGCAUACAUUUUUGACAUGAAGAAUUUCUUCAUGUUUCAGUUUAUAUUCGCUAUCUUGGAAAUGAUUGUAAAUGUUUGUAAAUUACUUCUAUUUGUCAUUGUUUAUAAUAAUAAUGUAUUAUAAUCGGUAAAUAAACUCCAGAAUUUAUUUCACAAGUGUGUAUCAAACUGACUCGCCUUUUUGGUUGCUCAGUAGUUUCAAAAUAAAUAGUGCUUGAUCAACAAAUACAUUCAAAUACAGUUUUAAAGCUUAUUAUUCUGAAGCUUAUUAGUUGUUUUCUCAUCACAUUUCAAUUUGAAUCACUGAUAUCAACAUAUAUUCAGCGAUGUAUGAAUAUUUUGAGGAAGCAACAUGCAGAAAUUAUAAAAAGUUGUGAAGUGAACAUGACGGUAGAAUACAGAUGUAAAGCACCUGCUUCUGACCGUGAACGCGUCACAUACGUGGAAAAAUACGUCAUAACGUCAUUGGACCCGUCGCCCACCAAAUCCCGCCCACAUCUCCUUUCCCUCGCUUCACUGCCCCAAAUCUCUGCGGUCACAACAGACCCGCUCGCAACUCCCUCUGGACAAAUGUCAACGGAAUGAAAAAAAGUGCAACACGCGUUUUCAACGCGCUGAGACGUCGGUAACAUGUUGCGAGAGAGUUGUAGUUCAGUCGGUGGUGACGUUGCUGCGGUCCCCUCACUGUUGCCAGCAGCUAGAGAGUCACCUGAACGCAUCACAAAGAUGGGGAAAUGUCAGUUGUCGAUGGACCCUGUUCAGGAGUGGGGGGAAGAGGAGGAAGAUGGAGCCGUGUUUGGCGUCACUCUGCGUCGGGAACCAGCCCUGAAAAGCCCAGACACGACUGACCACACUAUGACGACAGGCUUCGUCCAGUACCACACGGUGAAGUUGCGCAGGAUGAAAGCUGGAACACUGGAACGCCUCAUCACCCACCUGCUGAACCAUGAGCAUCGGGAGCCCGACUACAUACCAGUGUUCCUCUCCACGUACAGAGCCUUCACUACUGCCAGCACCCUGAUAGAGCUGUUGUUUCAGAGAGACGACACCAUGACAAACCUGGACAACACUGUCUCCACUCACAGUGUCCUGCCACCGAUCAUCAAACUGUGGCUGGAGGAGUACAGCGCCGACUUCCACGAGCCCCCGCAGUACCAGGCCCUGCGCCUGCUGUGUGCGCACUUGCGCCUCCGUCUCCACUUCAGAUGUUUGGCACAGAUGGCCGAGAGUCUGCUCAAGCGCCUCCAAGAGCAAGAUUGCUGUAAACCAGCGACAGUUUCAUCUUGUCCCGAGGAGGAGAGAGUUCACCAAUUGAUGGACUUCCCUGAACGACUGGUGGCAGAGCAGUUGACCCGUCUGGACGUUGAAUUGUUUGUGAGAAUGGUACCGUCUCACUGCCUGGGCUGCAUUUGGUCUCAGCGGGACAAGAAGGAAAAGGCGAACCUCGCCCCCACUGUCCGUGCCACCAUUUCCCAGUUCAACUCCGUCACUAGCUGUGUCAUCAGCUCGCUGCUUUGCCCUCUUGGCUCUCCGACUCCCAACUCAUCACCCACUUCCAGCACCAAUUUCUGGUUCCCUUCUUCCGCACCAAGUUCCCCUCGCUCUUUACCCACUAGCCCUGCCCACCGCGCACGCCUUAUUGAACGCUGGAUUGGGAUCGCACAGGAAUGCAGACUACUGAAAAACUUCUCUUCCUUGAGAGCCAUCCUCUCUGCGCUCCAGUCCAACGCAGUCUUUCGCCUCAAGAAGACGUGGGCCGCGGUCAACAUGGAGCGCAUGACUGCAUUUAACCACCUAUGCGAGACCUUUCCUGACGUGAACUGUGUCCUCACGAGCAAAGAGAUCCUGAUGGAGAAUGAGAGUCAGACAGAAGGCAGCCUCUCGUCCUCAGGCUCCAAGUCACCAGAUUUUUGCGCCAAACAGAGUUAUAGUGGUGGUGCUGUUCCUUACCUGGGCACGUACCUGACCGUCCUCACCAUGCUGGACACGGCUCUCACUGACACUCUGGAGGGUGGCCUCAUCAACUUUGAGAAGCGUAGAAAGGAGUUUGAGAUUCUCUCUCACAUCCGGCUGCUUCAGGCCUCAUGUUUCCAUUACAACAUUCCUGUCAAUAAUAAAGUCACCAAAUGGCUUCAAGGUCACCCGCCGCUGUCGGACCAGCAGAGCGACAAGCUGUCACGCAACCUGGAGCCUCCGGUCGACCUUUGCCCCUGGUCUCCCAACUCCUGGAGCUCUCGUCUGCAUGCGAAGAAGAUGUCGUCAUUACAAAAGAUGACUCACUUGGACCAGAUCAGCUUGUCCUCUGGCUCCAGCAGCUCAGACAUGGAAGACGCUUCCAGUCCCUCGCCCCUCAAACUCAACCAGAAGUGUCUGUCGGGCUCGCUCCACAAUGUAUCCGAAGACUACCCGUCCAUGUGCUCCUCCUCCAGACUCUCCAGCUCCUCAUGCAGCUCCUCUAACCCUGACCUCAGCUCCACAUCCCUCUCGCUCCCUCCAGAGUCUCCUCCUCCUUAUUCCUCCGCCUGCAGCUCCCCUCAGGUGCCGCUGCCCGUCUACAACAAACAGAUCGCUGACUCUUGUAUUAUCAGAGUCAGCGUGGAGUGUGUCAGUAACGGAAGCGUCUACAAAAGCAUUCUGCUGACCAGCCAGGACCACACUCCUCAGGUGGUCCGUCGAGCUCUGGACAAACACUACCUGGAGGACGUCAGCUGCCGCAACUACAAGCUCUGUCAGAUGCUCACCAACGGAAAAGAGUUGCUGAUCCCUGAAAACGCCAACGUCUUCUACGGCAUGUGCACCAGAGCCAACUACGACUUUGUCCUGCGGCCACAGCAGGGGACGGCAGGAAGACACCUGGACAGUUCAGGGGUGCAGUCCAGGUGCCGCCAGUUCUGCUGAGUGCCAUCCACAAGUCGUGUUCCCUGUAGAGGAGCCACUCGUCUGAAGCCACAAGAGGGCGCUCCGUGAAAUGGAGAUGAAGCUGCUAGUGUUAGUCAUAGUGAGACUUGUGACCUGAACACUGAUAGAAGUCAGGAUCUGAGCAGCUGCCAACAGGGCCGGUUGUCUAUCUCAGAGCACACACUUGACUUUUUUUUUUCUUUUUUUGGACUGCACAACAACCGGAACACAGAAAACUGGAGCUCCAACGGAGAAGAACCUAACGUGACAUAAAUGUCUGACCUUGAUGGCGUUCUAAUUAUUUCAACUUUAUUUGUCAAAGAUUAUAAAUAUGUAACUAAGUAAGUUAUUUAAAUUCACAUCAGUAUUCUGCUUUCCCGGCAGUGAUUGCCUAGUUAAUGUGCCUAUCAGAUUUGUAUGUGUGAUCGAUCGAGCGCUGCUGACUAACACUUAGUUAAAUGAAGGAAGUUUUUGAUUCAGGUUUUACUGUGACUUUUACUGUCGCGUGGUUCAAAUGAAGGACGCGUUUGUGUGAAGAUCCCAACAUGUGAAGCACUGAUGUGAAAUCCUCCUGAAAGCUCAACCAACCUGGGAUUUGGCAUCAGUGUGUCGCUGUGGUCUGGCAGCUGUUCGUCAACAUCUGUCUUGGUUAGUUUUGCCUUUUUGCUUCUUUGCACUGUGAGAGAAACAUGUUGCUUCUCUUCCUCUCCUGAAUGAAGUUUUAGUCAAGCACUAUUUAUGACUGUCGAUAAGUGAAAUAAAUAC
Messenger RNA from Synchiropus splendidus (mandarinfish), 5513 nucleotides. RefSeq names its product ral guanine nucleotide dissociation stimulator-like 1. Gene Ontology annotation, molecular function: guanyl-nucleotide exchange factor activity. Bases 2481 to 4748 code for a protein of 755 amino acids. Lineage: Eukaryota; Metazoa; Chordata; Actinopteri; Syngnathiformes; Callionymidae. Gene Ontology annotation, biological process: positive regulation of GTPase activity; Ras protein signal transduction. Gene Ontology annotation, cellular component: plasma membrane. The transcript has 17 exons. The record is from RefSeq and is a predicted model, not a curated record.